GCCCUUUUUGACUUUGCGAUAACAGCGCGCGACCUUAACGUUUUUCAAGUACAAUAAGAAGAGCUAAACUAGGUAACCAACAUCAACAGCCGCAAUAUGUCUGUCAAAAUUGAGGAGGAAAUCUUUGGUCUGGCCAAGAAUCCCUUCACCAAGAUACCCGAAAUGGUGCGACGUUUUACAAUGACCAAUACAAAUCAGAUGUCUGUUUCGGUUAUACAAUUGGGCGCCAUUAUUCAGAGUGUACGUAUGCCUGAUGCCUAUCAAAAGAUCGAGGAUGUGUGCCUUGGCUUUGAUGACAUUGCCAGUUAUGUCAAUACCAAAGCGGCAUACAUUGGCGGCACAUUGGGCCGCGUAGCGAAUCGUGUGGCCAAUGGCGAGUACACCGUAGGUGAGACCAAGUAUGAGCUGACCAAAAACUUUAAGAAUACAUAUCAGCUGCAUGGCGGAUUCGUUGGUUUCGAUAGCGUCAUUUGGGAGGUGGUGCGCAAGUCCGAUUUGGGUAUCACCUUCAGGCAUGUGUCACCCGAUGGUCACGAAGGUUAUCCAGGUAAUUUAACGACAACGAUCACGUACUGGCUGGAUAAUCAGAACCGUCUGGGUGUUCGUUACGAGGCUUUUACGGACAAAAUGACUCCUGUCAACUUGUCCAAUCAUGCAUACUUCAAUUUGGCUGGUCACGCCACUGGGGCCAAAGGACUGGCCGAGCACACUGUAGAGAUAGCAUCGACAAGGAUUAUCGACACGGAUGAUGAUCAAAUUCCGACCGGUAAAUUCUUGGAUGUCGACGAUACGGUCUUUGAUAUGCGCCUGCCAGUGCUACUGGGCGAUCGUCUCAAGCAGUUCGACAAUCGUCUGAUCAAGGGCUACGACAACUGUUUUGUGGUUAACGAGGGCAACGAUACUGGCAUUAACUUGGUAGGCAAGCUAGUGCAUCCACCUAGCGGCCGAGCCAUGGAAAUUUAUUCUAAUCAGCCGGGUCUGCAAUUUUACACGGCCAACAAUUUGCCGGACGAGGAGAACGGUGAUGCCCCAAUGAUUGGAAAGGAAUGUACUCAUUAUCGCAAGCAUGGAUCAUUUUGCGUAGAAACCGAAAAAUUUCCCGACGCCCUGAACCAGCAUCAUCCAGAGUUUUCGUCUAUCUUCCUCCAGCCAGGCGAGAAAUACUUGCAUGAGGUCAUUUACAAGUUUAAUGUAGAAGAGUCCUGGAAAUGCUGUUGUAAUAACAAAUGAUCAUCCAAUAAAAGCUGACAGUUUUAUAGGUAGUUCGUAUUAUA
Messenger RNA from Drosophila novamexicana, 1274 nucleotides. RefSeq names its product aldose 1-epimerase. The coding region runs from base 97 to 1230 and encodes 377 amino acids. The transcript is spliced from 2 exons. The record is from RefSeq and is a predicted model, not a curated record. Gene Ontology annotation, biological process: beta-D-galactose catabolic process via UDP-galactose, Leloir pathway; glucose metabolic process. NCBI's taxonomy places the organism in Eukaryota, Metazoa, Arthropoda, Insecta, Diptera, Drosophilidae. Gene Ontology annotation, molecular function: aldose 1-epimerase activity; carbohydrate binding.